Molecule: messenger RNA, 991 nt
Organism: Ornithodoros turicata
Lineage: Eukaryota; Metazoa; Arthropoda; Arachnida; Ixodida; Argasidae
Gene: Sbds
Product: ribosome maturation protein SBDS-like
Exons: 5
Coding region: 180-938 (252 amino acids)
Biological process (GO): ribosome biogenesis; cytosolic ribosome assembly
Source: RefSeq, a predicted model, not a curated record
UAAAUGCCGCCGCCGACAAAAACAGCCGCUGCGUAUUGCAAAUGUUCGCUGGUGUGCAGUGUGCGAGGAUGUGUGAUGUUACAAGAUUAUAAGUAUUCCUAAGGUUUUUAUCAUCAACUUCCCUUGUUCGCAAAAGAAACGUGGUAUACGUGUAAACCAGCAGGUGCUUUUGCUCGAAUAUGUCGAUAUUCACGCCAACGAAUCAGAUUCGACUGACGAACGUCGCAGUCGUGAGAAUGAAGAAAGGUGGCAAAAGGUUUGAAGUAGCCUGCUACAAAAAUAAAGUGGUGGCUUGGCGGAAUAAAGUGGAGAAGGAUAUAGAUGAAGUUCUGCAGACUCACACUGUGUACACCAAUGUGUCUAAAGGGCAAGCAGCGAAGAAAGAGGACCUAAUAAAGUGCUUCGGCACUGAUGAUGCCUCUAAAGUUUGCCUCGAAGUGCUCAGCAAAGGUGAGCUGCAAGUCUCGGAAAAAGAAAGGCACACACAACAGGAGGCCACGUUCCGCGACAUUGCUACGUUAGUCGCUGACCGAUGCGUCAAUCCCGAAACCAAAAGGUCUUACCCGGUCACCCUUGUGGAGAAGGCUAUGCGUGACGUGCAUUAUUCUCUCAAACCAAACAAGAACGCCAAGCAACAGUGUUUGGAGGUGAUACGUAUGCUGAAAGAAGUAAUGCCACUAGAACGGUGCCAGAUGAGGCUGCGAAUACUAGUUCCCCAGGGGAAGACGGUGGUGCGACCACGCAUUCAGGCUCUUUCUUCAGGCAUAGAGAUGGACAAGGUUCACCAGGAGUCCGGAGACCUAGAGAUGGUGUUCUUGACAGACCCCGGGAACUUCCGCGUCGUUGACGAGUUGGUGCGGAAGGAGUCCAGAGGACGUGGCCACCUGGAGGUACUCAGCCUCAAGGAAGUUGAGGAAGGAGACCAGCUGCUUCAGUAGUUAAGAUGUGUAUAUUUAACGCGGUCCCGUUGUAUAAAUAUGUCUAAAAUGAA